Melitaea cinxia (Glanville fritillary) is the source of this 3401-nucleotide messenger RNA. RefSeq names its product receptor-type guanylate cyclase Gyc76C-like. Gene Ontology annotation, molecular function: protein kinase activity; ATP binding; peptide receptor activity. Gene Ontology annotation, biological process: intracellular signal transduction; cGMP biosynthetic process; receptor guanylyl cyclase signaling pathway. The transcript has 22 exons. The record is from RefSeq and is a predicted model, not a curated record. NCBI's taxonomy places the organism in Eukaryota, Metazoa, Arthropoda, Insecta, Lepidoptera, Nymphalidae. Bases 1 to 3363 code for a protein of 1120 amino acids.
AUGUGGCACGGCGCGCGAGUGCUCCUACUCGCGGCGCUGGGGCUACUGGCCGGGCCUUCGGUCGCCGCACCCGCUAAGAAGUACAACAUUACAAUCGGCUAUCUGCCCUCCAUUAAAGGCGAGCACAGAGACAGGCAGGGUCUCGCCAUCUCCGGGGCCCUUUCUAUGGCCCUCAAGGAGAUCAACGAUGGCGUGGAGCUGCUACCCGAUGUCCGUCUUCUGCUGGAGUGGAACGACACGCGUUGCGACACGGUGACGGCCACGCGCCUGCUCACCGACAUGAGCUGCUCGGGCGUCGUCGCCUUCUUCGGGCCCGAGGGCCGCUGCCACACGGAAGCCAUCAUCGCGCAGUCCCGCAACCUGCCCAUGAUAUCCUAUAAAUGUUCAGAUUACCAAACUUCGACGUUGUCGAAUUUCGCGAGAUUGGAACCGCCAGACACGCAGGCGACGAAAUCUGUUAUAUCACUGCUCCGGUACUAUAGAUGGAACAAGUUUUCGAUCGUGUACGAGGAGUCAUGGGUGACGGUGGCGCUGACGCUGGAGAACCACGCCAAGAAGAUCAACAUGACGGUGAAUCACCAGCGGCCCGUCAUCGACGGCUUCAAGUGCUGCGAGGAAAAGAUGACCUGUUGUGCGCCCGGCUUCUGGUACCAGUUCAUACAGGACACCAAGAACAAGACUCGCAUAUAUGUCUUCUUGGGUUCACCAACUGGCUUAAUAGAUAUGAUGACGGCAAUGGAAUCGUUGCAAUUGUUCGUGAAGGGAGAGUAUAUGGUCAUAUUCGUCGAUAUGAUGACUUACUCGCCCAAGGAUUCUUUGAAAUAUUUAAUAAAGACGGAGGACCGCGCGUCGAAGCUGGUGUGCCCCAACUCCGCGGAGUUCCGGCGCCGCGCGCAGUCGCUGCUGGUGGUGGUGUCGUCGGAGCCCGAGGGCAGCUACGAGUACUUCACCAGCCGCGUGCGCGACUACAACAGCAUGCCGCCCUUCGAGUUCCCGCUGCCCACCAUCUUCGAGAAGAAGUUCAACAAGUUUGUUUCUAUAUAUGCUGCGUAUUUGUACGACUCUGUGCGAUUAUACGCGACGGCCCUGCACAAACUUAUAGACGAAGAAACGAGAUUGAAAAAUGAAACCUUAACAUAUCAAAAGUUAAUGAGCAUCGCCACCAAUGGGUCUUUAAUUGUUUCCAAAAUGAUUCGCAUAACUCCAUUUCGCAGUGUGUCCGGGAUGUCGAUCCGUUUGGACGAGCGAGCGGACUCCGAGGGUAACUUCUCAGUGCUCGCCUUCAAAUCGGCCAACUUCACUGAGGUCGGCAUCAACUGCACUCAUGGCAUGAUUCCUGUCGGACACUUUCAACAGAGCAGUCGAGAAUUUCCUGAAUACAAGUUAAACCCGCGGUUGCCAAUCGACUGGCCAGACAACGUCAAACCCGAGGAUGAACCUUCUUGCGGUUUCCUCAAUGAAAAAUGUCCCAAGGACGACUCGCAAAUCACAUCGCUGGUCGUGGCCGGGACGUUAGCUGUUACUUUAUUCUGUGCACUUGUUGUUACUAUAAGCAUUUAUCGAAAGUGGAAAAUUGAACAAGAGAUAGAGGGACUGUUAUGGAAAAUAGAUCCUCAUGAGAUAGGCGGGUUUUUAAACAGCGGUCUUGUCUGGUCGCCAAGUAAGUUAAGUUUAGCUAGUGGCAUAUCGUGUGAGAGCAGAUGUUGCACACAGAUAUUUACUACAACAGCUCACUACAAGGGCAAUGUAGUCAGGAUAAAGGAGUUAAAAUUUUCAAAAAAGAAAGACAUCACGCGCGACGUGAUGAAGGAGAUGCGGCUGCUGCGCGAGCUGCGCCACGACAACCUCAACUCGUUCAUCGGCGCCGUGGUGGAGCCGCUGCGCGUGCUGCUGCUCACCGACUACUGCGCCAAGGGGAGCUUGUAUGAUAUAAUUGAGAAUGAAGAUAUAAAGCUCGAUAAGAUGUUUAUAUCCUCAUUGGUACAUGAUCUUAUUAAGGGUAUGAUUUUUAUUCAUUCGUCGCCAUUAAUCUUCCACGGAAAUCUUAAAUCUUCGAAUUGCGUAGUCACGUCGAGGUGGAUGCUACAGGUAACUGAUUUCGGUCUGCAUGAGUUAAGAUAUUGUGCUGAAAAUGAUUUUAUUGGAGAGCAUCAAUAUUAUAGAGGUUUAUUGUGGAAAUCACCAGAGCUACUGAGACAAUUAGACGAUCCGAAUGGAACUGUCGGGGGAACGCAGAAAGGCGACGUGUACGCUUUCGGCAUUAUUCUUUACGAAAUUAUCGCUAGACGAGGACCCUUCGGUACUACUUCUCUGGAACCUAAGGACAUAGUGGAGCGCGUGAAGCGCGCGCGGCGCGAGGGCGAGGAGCCGUUCCGGCCGGACACGCGCGCGCUGCAGGCCGACGACUACCUGCUGGCCUGCAUGCGCGACUGCUGGGCCGACGACCCCGCCGCGCGCCCCGACUUCCCCACGCUGCGCACGAGGCUCAAGAAGCUCAAGUCUGGCAAAUCUCGAAAUAUUAUGGACCAGAUGAUGGACAUGAUGGAGAAGUACGCUAAUAAUUUAGAAGAGCUAGUCAACGAGAGAACGAGGCUGCUGAUAGAAGAGAAGCAGAAGACUGAAGACUUGCUUCACAGAAUGCUACCAAAGUCAGUCGCCCGCCGCCUUACGACGGGCGAGGGAGUGGAGCCCGAGUCGUUCGACUCCGUCACGAUAUACUUCAGCGACAUCGUCGGCUUCACCGCCAUGUCCGCCGAGAGCACGCCGCUGCAGGUGGUCAACUUCCUCAAUGACCUAUACACCGUGUUUGACAGAAUCAUUCGAGGCUACGAUGUUUACAAAGUUGAAACCAUCGGAGAUGCUUACAUGGUGGUAUCGGGUCUACCGAUAAGAAAUAAUGACAGACAUGUUGGAGAAAUCGCAUCGAUGGCGUUGGAGCUGCUGAACGCUGUCAAGAGUCACAAAAUAUCUCACAGACCAAAUGAAAUUUUAAAAUUAAGAAUAGGUAUACACACAGGUGCGGUGGUGGCGGGCGUGGUGGGGCUGACGAUGCCGCGCUACUGCUUGUUCGGCGACACCGUCAACACGGCUUCUCGCAUGGAAUCCAACGGUGAGCCGUUGCGCAUACACAUCUCGCCCAGCUGCAAGCAGGCGCUCGACAAGCUGGGCGGCUACAUCGUGGAGCCGCGAGGGACUAUCCCCAUCAAGGGGAAGGGACAGCUCCAGACGUACUGGUUAGUUGGUGCCACCGAAAAAGCGAUACAGAAGAGGCCGGUGGAGGGCGAGGAGCGCCCCCUGUUCUGUCGGCCCAGGAGAAGUCCUCGUUUAACGGACUCCAGACAUCCUUCGAUUUCGGGUAACUGACUCUGUCUAUACUCUCUAAUACUCUUCGAAUAUAGUCG